This is a messenger RNA of Penicillium longicatenatum, 1476 nucleotides long. RefSeq names its product putative carboxypeptidase Y (gene cp8). Gene Ontology annotation, molecular function: serine-type carboxypeptidase activity. The coding region runs from base 1 to 1476 and encodes 491 amino acids. Gene Ontology annotation, cellular component: fungal-type vacuole. The transcript is spliced from 4 exons. The record is from RefSeq and is a predicted model, not a curated record. Gene Ontology annotation, biological process: proteolysis. NCBI's taxonomy places the organism in Eukaryota, Fungi, Ascomycota, Eurotiomycetes, Eurotiales, Aspergillaceae.
AUGCGGCUCCUCUCAUUUGCUAGUCUUUUCAGCUUAGGCUUUGCAGCCUCUCAGCAGGUCCUCCAGCCUGAGAGCGCUGAUGGCUUUCGCGUGUUCCAGAGUCAACACAGUGAUCACGCUAUCCGUAUUCGCCAGCAAGAUGAAACCAUCUGUGCAGCUGGCUCGGCUCAAUAUACCGGUUGGCUGGAUAUUGGACCCGUACAUCUUUUCUUCUGGUACUUUGAAAGUCAGAACGACCCUAUCAAUGAUCCUUUAACUCUAUGGAUGACUGGUGGACCUGGCGGGUCAAGUAUGAUUGGCCUUUUCGAAGAGGUUGGGCCCUGUCUUAUCAAUAAAGAUGGGAAUGGGACCAGGUACAACCCGUUUGGAUGGUCUCGGAACUCAUCCAUGCUGUUUGUUGACCAGCCUGUGGAUGUCGGCUUCUCCUAUCUCGAUGAAGGGUAUGAGCUACCCGGCGAUUCUGCGACUGCUGCUGUGGAUAUGCAUCGAUUCCUGCAGCUUUUCGUCUCAGAAGUCUUCCCUCAGCAUCUCAAUAGUUCUUUUCAUUUGUCUGGCGAGUCUUAUGCCGGGAAAUAUAUUCCAGCCCUCGGCGCCCAAAUUGUCAAACAAAACAAGCUUUACCCGAAUGAACCUCAAGUUCAGCUUCGAUCGUGUCUAGUAGGAGAUGGGUACAUGUCUCCGAAAGACUCGGCGUUCGGAUACUGGGAGACGCUAUGUACUACGAAUCCGGGAGUAGCAGAGCCUGUAUUCAACAAGACAAGAUGCGAUAUCAUGGCGGCGAAUAUGCCCCGCUGUAUGGAAGUCAUGGAUACUUGCAUUCGAAAUCCUGACCCUGCGAUCUGCAAUGCCGCAAAUCAAGUCUGCUGGGACAAUGUUGUGAGUUGGUAUGACAACGAGUCAGGAUUCGAGGGUGGCCGCAAUAGGUUUGAUAUCACUCAUAAAUGCGAAUAUGCCGACCUCUGCUAUAUUGAAGCUGCAUGGAUUCAGGAAUACCUCAACACCCCGACUAUCUGGAAUGCACUCUCGCCACCGAAACAGAUUAAACAUUAUAACACAACCUCCGACAACAUUUCCCGCUCAUUUGCAAAGACCGCGGAUUUAGAGAUAUCUACCGACGACCAAGUCACCUAUUUGCUCCAGAACCAGGUUCAUUACUUAGCUUACCAAGGUAACCUUGACCUUGCUUGCAACACUGCUGGGAACCUCCGCUGGGCAAAUUCAUUAGUAUGGAAAGGGCAGGCCGAAUUUGCGUCUAAGUCGCUCAAGCCGUGGAAGUCGGUUGUUGCUGCAACUGGUAAGGAAGAGGUAGUUGGAACGAUGAAGGAAGUCCGGGUUCGCACGAGCGAUGACGCAAAGAUCGAGUCGCGCUUUGCUAUUGUCACGGUUGAUAAUGCUGGUCACUUCCUUCCUCAAGAUCGUCCUGAUAUUGCGGUGGACAUGAUGACCCGGUGGAUUACAGGCGCAUCCUUUGAUUAG